Messenger RNA from Owenia fusiformis, 1912 nucleotides. NCBI's taxonomy places the organism in Eukaryota, Metazoa, Annelida, Polychaeta, Sabellida, Oweniidae. The record is from the annotation of a GenBank genome assembly.
AGCCAAAGUAACAACAUCUGCAAAACAAUACGUUCACUGAUACCUGGACUGUAACAUUUGCUCACAGUUUAAUAUCUACAUUGCUGUCUUAAAAAGCUGCACAAUGCUGUCGUUUCAAAACGCGUGUUUAAUAGCUGCAGUUGCAAUAGCCUAUCUACUCGUACGGGAAGAAAAAGUUCCAAUAAGUUCAAGGAUAAAAGAUGUAUUGGAGAAUGAGUAUGAUUAUAUAAUUGUUGGCGGGGGUUCAGCAGGUGCAGUGUUGGCCGCUAGACUCUCGGAGGAUGAGGGGACGAGUGUCCUCCUGUGAGAGGCUGGUAUCGAGUGGCAUCACACUAUGCCUGUUCCGUCAGAGGCCGCACAACCCCAAAGGACCAUCAUAGACUGGGAGUACAGAACUGUUCCACAGAAGCAUUGCUGUAGUGGCUUGAAAGACAAGGCGAGUAGAUGGACGCGGGGUAAGGUGUUAGGAGGCUGUAGCUCACACAACUACAACCAAUAUUGCCGAGGCAACAAGAAUGACUACAACAUGUGGGCAGACAUGGGCAACACUGGUUGGAGCUACGAUGAUGUCCUACCCUACUUCAAGAAAUCUAUAUCACAUCUAGAUCCGGCUCUAGCUAAAUCAAAUUACCAUAGUACAACAGGGCCACUUCAGGUGUCGCCUGUAGACAGAAUUGAAAGCCUCCAGUAUGUGUACGAUGCAGCUAUUGAGGCAGGACUACAAACAACUGAAGAUCUAAAUGGCGAAAAUCAGUUUGGUUUCGCAUUUUCUCAAGCAACGGUAGAUGGCAAUGGCGUCCGAUCUAGUUCAGCUGACGCUUUCCUUUACCCGGCCUUGGGCAGAAAAAACCUCCACGUUGCAACUAGAGCACAUGUGACAAAAGUUUUAUUGGAAGAUAAGAAGGCCGUGGGUGUGUCUUACGUUAGAGAUUUGGUGAAGGGAGAGGUCAAAGCAAGGAAAGAGGUGAUUUUAUCAGGUGGAGCUAUAGGCUCACCGCAUAUCUUACUACUCUCUGGCAUUGGACCGAAGAAACAUUUAGAAGAGUUAGGGGUGCCCGUCGUCGCAGACCUACCGGUGGGUGAAAACAUGCAGGACCAUCCUACAUCCGACGCUGUGAGGUUCUACACAAAGGCGCAUGCGUACACGGAUACAGAAGCACAAAGCCUCAAAGAAUAUUUCAAGUACAAAUUUUUCGGAACAGGAUUAAAAAGGAAUCCCAUAAAUAACCUCCAAUAUUUCAUGAAGAGUCCUCAUCAGCCGGAGCAUCACGACUUUCCUUACAUACAGUUUAGCAUACUUUGUACGUUAUGGGGCAGCGAUCCGGGCACCGACUAUUACAAGGACAACAUUGGAUAUACUGACGAGGUGUGGGACGCUUUGUAUUCCGACAAUGACAAUGAUGACAAAUAUGGCGCAUCAUUAUUGGUAACUCUUCUUCACCCAGCCACAAAUGGAACAGUCAGGCUGCAAACUACAGAUCCUUUUGACCACCCUCUGAUACAGCCUAAUUUCUUUGAAGACCCCAUAGAUGUUAAACACAUAGUAGCAGGAAUACGUGUUAUCGUUGAUCAGUUGGCCAAAACAAAGGCAUUCGAAAAGGGAGGAUUUGAACUUGUGAAAUCGCAUCAUCCGCAUUGUAAAGAGCAUUCGUUUAACAGUGACGACUAUUGGUCGUGUUUCAUUAGAGCAAAUGCAUGGACUCUGUUUCACCCCACAUCAACCUGUAGAAUGGGACCUGACAAUGACAAGAACUCUGUAGUUGAUCCCGAAUUGAGGGUAAAGGGUAUCAAGAACCUGAGAGUAGCUGACGCCUCUAUUAUGCCGUUUGUUGUGUCUGGUAACACUAACGCUCCUACUAUCAUGAUUGCCGAGAAAGCAGCAGAUAUGAUCCUUGGUAGAAAGACUGUCUAA